AUGCACAGAAGCAGUGCGACGUCCCUGAUCCAUAAAGCAACGUAUGCCACCUCCAAGACACUCACAAUAGGCUUGAUUCCAGGCGACGGAAUCGGCAAGGAGGUGAUCCCAGCCGGGCAGCGGGUUUUGGAGGCUAUCGGCAAGAAACAUGAUAUAAGGUUCAGCUAUGAGCAUCUGGAUGCUGGCUGGCAAACGUUUUUAGAGACGGGCAACGCCCUUCCAGGAGCAACAGUGGAAGCUUUGCGGGAAAGAUGCCAGGGUGCACUGUUUGGCGCAGUCCAGUCGCCGACCACGAAGGUGGAAGGGUACUCAUCACCCAUUGUUGCGCUACGCAGGCAGCUGGGGCUUUACGCCAACAUAAGGCCCGUCAAGUCUGUUUCUGGGACUGGGCAGCCAGUGGAUCUCGUAAUCGUGAGAGAAAAUACCGAAGAUCUAUAUGUUCAACAGGAACGGACUUACGUGGAUGCGGCGACCGGCAAGCGGGUAGCGGAGGCCAUCAAGAGAAUCUCGGAGCCGGCAACCGAGCGGAUAGCUGAAAUUUCGUUGCGGCUUGCACUACAGCGCCAGCGGAUGGGAGGGCGCGGAGCGCUAACCGUCACUCAUAAGUCGAACGUGUUAUCCCAGACAGAUGGGCUCUUCAAAGAGGUAUGCAGGGAGGUAUACGAGGCCAACAAAAAAUCUUAUGGGUCGAUAGAGUACAACGAGCAGAUUGUGGAUUCAAUGGUUUAUCGGCUUUUCAAGGAACCCCAUUGUUUCGACGUGGUAGUUGCGCCUAAUCUGUACGGAGACCUGCUAUCUGACGGUGCAGCAGCUUUAGUCGGCUCACUUGGACUGGUUCCGAGCGUUAAUGUUGGCAACAACAUCAUUAUCGGAGAACCAUGUCAUGGCUCUGCACCUGAUAUCGCUGGAAGGGGGAUUGCGAACCCCAUCGCUACAAUCAGAUCAGUGUCACUAAUGCUUCAGUUCCUAGGUUUAGAGGAGGCUGCAAGUGACAUCGACCAGGCUGUUACAGGGAACUUGAAGGAUCGCCAGGUUGUUUCCCCCGACCUUGGCGGGAAGAACACCACACAGGAGGUGCUGGACGAUAUUCUGGCAAGGAUUUGA
This is a messenger RNA of Eremothecium gossypii ATCC 10895, 1104 nucleotides long. It is a transcript of the gene LYS12, whose product is annotated as homoisocitrate dehydrogenase. Bases 1 to 1104 code for a protein of 367 amino acids. Gene Ontology annotation, cellular component: mitochondrion. The transcript has a single exon. Gene Ontology annotation, biological process: isocitrate metabolic process; tricarboxylic acid cycle. Gene Ontology annotation, molecular function: magnesium ion binding; NAD binding; isocitrate dehydrogenase (NAD+) activity. Lineage: Eukaryota; Fungi; Ascomycota; Saccharomycetes; Saccharomycetales; Saccharomycetaceae. The record is from RefSeq and is marked provisional.